This is a messenger RNA of Callithrix jacchus (white-tufted-ear marmoset), 17036 nucleotides long. NCBI's taxonomy places the organism in Eukaryota, Metazoa, Chordata, Mammalia, Primates, Cebidae. The record is from RefSeq and is a predicted model, not a curated record.
GAGGGAGUGUCACACACCUAUUGGCUUAGGCCAGAAUGCACUGACCAGUCAUGAGGGAGGAGGACAGGAUUACUAUGUUUGAUUGAAUAAUCAGGGUCCAUCUUCCAGAUGACCAGGUUGCUCCACAAAGGGGACAGGGCAGAAAGGGUGCUGAGGGUCCUGACUCUCUGGGGAAGUGCACGGCAUGGGGCUAGAGCCAGGCUGCGUGGACUCAGGGCUUGGGUCUGUUACUGCAUGAUUUCAGGCAGCUUGCUUAACUUUUCUGUGCCUGAGUUUCUUUAUAUUGAGAGAAAAAGUGCUUUUGAGAAUUACACAUGCAAAUGCAUGUAGAACAUUUAGAACCGAUUCAGCGGCUACUGGGUUGGAGUCCCCAGCAAAUGCAUGUCAACCUGCACUCAAAAAAUUCUGAUUAUUAUGAAAAUGGUCACAAUUUCAAGUGCAGAAGAUUGUGCAUUAAAAUCUUGAUUUCUUAUUUUUAUGAAAAGUUAGAGAUAUGGCAACACCAGUUUUCCUGCAUGAAAGGAAGUGCAGGAUACGUCCUAGCUGCUGCUUGCGACACGUGUAGGCGCCAGGUUUCCUCAGGGCCCUCCUGGGGCCACACCAGGCCCUCUGCCUGCCUCCUGCUGCUGUCUGCAGACCUCUGUAGAUGGAUUGGUGCAGGAUCCCUGAUUCAGUCAACCUGGAGAAAUGAAGUCACUCUGACCCUCAUUUUUAAAAAGUCAGAAAAAUGUAAAGAUUAUGUUGUUAAAUAAACAACCCUCAAAGAAAAUGUUUGAUUUUCAACUUCAUACACUCACACAAGUGAUGCAGAACAAUGUCUGCUUCUUUUUCUUAGGAAAUUUAAUAACUGUGCAUAUUGCCUUUGAGAGAGUGCUGAAAAUGUGCCCCCUACAGCUUAUAAAAAUGAAGUGCCUGCCUGCAGUGCAGAGCGCCUUUCACUGUUUCCGGGGGUUUCUGGGUUGGAGUCCCGAGCAAACGCAUGUCCAGGACUCAGGACCUCACUGUCGUUCUCCUGUGUGUGCCCCAGUGCUCUCCACUGGUGUCUCGGGGCCUCCUCCAGGGCAGCCGAGCCAGGACCAGCAGGCUCGCUCCUGCCACCCACUGCAGACGCAGUCCCUAAUGCUGGCAGGCACGAUUCCUGGGAUGGCAGGCUGAGAGCUGCUUCAGAUGGCACGUUGAGCCAUGCCCCUGGCUGACAAGGGAAAGAUCAUUUUCCCCUCCAGCCCCUGCAGAUCAGCAAGUGCCCACGUUUCCAUGUGAUGAUGAAACACAAGUAAACAAGCCGUGGUGCCGUCUGGGAAUGCUUCACCCAGUGUGGCUGGUCAUAAACUGGUCCAAUUUAGUUGAGACACUUGGAGUGGCCGCUCGUUGGCCACUUCAGAGAAACCAGCGGUGUUAAUUGGAAGACUCUCUCCAAGUCUCAGCAGGCCAGCUGCGCGCCGGGACACCAUGGCUCUGACUUAAGCCUCUGCCCUGCAGUCAUGCUGUGACUCAGGGGCUGACCCAGAGCUCGGGAUUAUGGAGGCUUUGGAGAAGCAGCUGCACCUUCAAGCCAGUUUCCUUGGAUGUAUUUCCUGCCACCUCUCACAGACUCGAAUUAUAGAAAGAGAGAGAGACACGAACUGGGUUUCACUGCAGCAAACAUCCACACAGGAUCUGCUGUCACGGUUGCCUCCUGGGAAAGCUCAUUUUGUAGACUGGAAAUAAUGAAUAAUUAGACCAUUGCUAAAUGUAUGUUUUGUUUUCUGAACAAAUUCAAAGCAUGUGAAAGAUAAUGAAGAUUUUCUUAAAAUUAGGGCUAUUUUAAUCCUCCCUACUGUUUAGCCCUAAUGGAAUAUUUAUUCCAAAAUUUCUGUCACUUAGGCUUCUCCAGAGAUACAGAUCAAGAGGAUGUAUUCAUGAGUGUGUGUGUGUGUGUGUCUAUGGCAGAGAGAGAUCUUUUACAGGGAUGGGGUUGUGUAAUCAUAGAAACCAAGAAGUUUGACUGUUUGACAUCUGUAAGCGGGAGACCCCGGAAAGCUGGUGAUGAAAUUCUGUCCAAGUCUCAAGGUCCCAGAACCAGGAGCUCUGAUGCUCAAGCGCUGGAGAAGAUGGGUGUCCCAGCUCACACAGAGAACGCAUUCACCCUUCCCUGCCUUUUUGUUCUGUUCGGAGCCUCAGCAGAUAGGAUGCCUGCCCACAGUGGUGAGGGCACAUCUUUACUGUCUGUCCAUUCAGAUGCUUAUCUCUCCGGUAAACAGCCUCACAGAAACGCCCAGAAAUAACGGCUCACCAAGUACCUGAACAGCCCUUGUUUAGCCAUCGCAAGCUCACCCCUUGCCCACUCGCCACCUACAUGCAUGCCUUUAAAUCGUAAUUCCCAGAGAAAGACAAAACAAGGUCACAAUUCCAAUGGGCAUGACACUGCUGUCCUGUACACAACUGAAAAUGCACUCAUCCCUUCCCGGAAGAGAAGGUAACGUGCUUGAGUUGAUGUUUACUCUCUCCUGAUAUCCUGUAACUGAAAAUACUAUGAGGUAAAAUUGUCAAUAAUUAAACACUGAGAGAGAAGUUUUAUGUUACAUGUUAAGGGAAUAAAAGGAAAGUAAAAGAUAUAUAUAUGUAUGUGGGGGUAGACACACACACACACACACACACACUCAAACAUAUUCUUAACAAAAUAAGAAGGAAAUACUCAUUGACAAUUACUGUUUUCAUUUCUGUAACUGGUCACAUCACAGCUGAUAUUUAUAAUGUCUUCUGCCCAUUCUGUAUUCCCGUUGCCUUCAGCCAGCACCUCAGCUGGUUGUGGUCUUUACCUGGUGAUGUGAUGCAAACCGUCACUCCUGAAGGGUCUGGGCCAUUAGUGGUACUACCUGGGAUGCGUCAGGGUAGUUUCCAUUGACCCUCAUCACAGGGCUUACUAAGAGAAGUCCCAAGGGAUCUCCUGCAUCCCAUAUUGUUCCUUACCUCCAUACUAGAGCAGUGGUCUGUUUUCCCCAGGGUAGUCUGGGUCAGUCACCCAGCCAACACCAUAAAUCGCGCCUUUGCCUGUUGACUCAAAAGCCUGAGGAGCCCAGACCAUGAGGCAUCUUAACUUCCAGUUCAGUGGAAUUACUGUUGUGCCUCCUGGUGGAAUCAUUUCUUUCCUCCGGGCCUAAAAACCCCUAGACCAGUAGAACAUAAAAGUCAUGAAAAAAAAAAUGUUGCUAGUGGGUCACUAAGGGUAAUGAUGGUACCACUCCCCUCUGAACCUCUUGAUUCCUGGACCGUAUGGGAACACCAGCAUACAUGGGAUGUUAUUCAGAGCGUACCCAGCUUUUUGGAGAACAUCGCCCCAGCCCUCAAGGUAUUGCUACCUCUCUGACCCUGUAACUGAGUUUUCAAAAGGCCCCUCUACUGUUUUGUCAAACCAGGUGCUUCAGGGUAGUGGGGAACAUGGUAAGAGCAGUGAGUUCCAUGCACAGGCUCAUUGCUGCACUUCUUUGGCUGGGAAGCAAGCUCCUGGAUCAGAGGCAAUGCUCUGUGGAAUACCAUGACAAUGGAUAAGGCCUUCUGUAAGUCAAGCUACAGAUAGUAGCUUUGGCAGAACUUAAAUUCUAUAAGUUACUUACAGAGAAGCAAGUGGGAACCUUUUUUCCCAAGAAGUAGUUUCUUAUGGAGAUUGCUUUGACAAUCAUGAAGAAAAUGCAACCUGUUAAGACCUUUCAUUGGGAGAUCUGGGCUGGUGCUCAUGUGCUCUGGGCCCUGUGGAGUGCUGGAAAACACCUGGAGGAGCCACUGCUCUCAAACAGCCAGAGUGAGGUGUGUGCACCGAAGACCAGAUCAGACCGACCCGCGGAGGCACCCGGCAGAGCUUACAGCAGGCCCCAUCACGAAGGAAGGGCUAUGGAGGAUUUAUUCAACACAAAUCAGGAGCAGAUGUCUCCAUUUCAACCCUACACAACCAUGGAGGACCACAUGCUCCCUAUGAGGGGUGAGAUGAGGACUGAACUAGAAAAAACGGGCCGCACUGGGUAAUGCUAAGAAAUACAAAAACUCCAGAUCCCACUGGGACUAGAGAAUAGCAAAUAGAAGGCAAUCAUCUUGGCUGUAUUUCCGGGUGGAGUUAGUGCAAACGGCAGGAUGAGGAAACAGUGGUGGGGCAGCUGGAAGAGGGUGCCCUCACCAACUUCUCCCUGCCUGGCUUGGACUUGCUUGUGCUAACAGGGCCAGCCCUCUCCCUCCCACCCACCCCCAACCCACUGGACUCGUUUGAUCUACAAACAACACCACAGCUUCCUGGGACUUCCUCCUAGAAACCAUGUGUUUCAGGUCUCCUCCUUCCUGUCCUCUCCCACUCCUGGGAAGGUUCCCCAAAGCCUUAAGAUUGCAGUUUCUGCAGCCCCCUUAUAAUUGCAUUUGUUCUUUAAUUCCCAGUCUUUCAAAAGAUCAUGACCACUAAUGAAUAAUUAUACAGUAAGACCUCACUUAACAUCAGUGAUAGGUUCGGUUUUUGGAAACCACAGCUUUAUGCAGAACAACAGAUAAUGAAACUGAUUUUACCAUAGACCAACUGAUAAAAACAGCUUAAUGUCUACCACAUAUUUCUGGUCACUGAAACAUCACUAAACUUCUAAACAAAGACCAAAACACUUCUAAAUAAAGACCAAACACUGCUAAUAUUAAACAUUAAUAAAUACGAGCUAUACAUACAUUUAAGAAAGAUUGAUAAUAAAAGCAAGUAAUGUGAUGAUUUACCCAGUUUUUCCAGUUCAGGGUCACAGAUGACAGCAGCCUCCAGGGCAGCACAGGAGGCCGGGCGGAAGCCAGCCCCGGACUGGCCCCCAUCUCAUUGCAGGUGCUCUUACACUCACCCACACAGGGCCAAUUCGGACACCCCAGUGACCCUAACAUGCACAGGCUGGAGAUAUGGGAGGAAACACGCACACCCAGAGAAAACCCACGCAGACCUGCCAAGAAGGUGAAAUCUCUGCACAGACAGCAGCCCCAGCCGGGGAUAACAAGAUGACGUUGAAUGAAAGACAUUGUUGGAGGACCUGCCGUAUCGGCCUGUAGGCUGAAAUUGGGUAGGAUCCACAGUAAUCAAACUCGUUCUAACAGCCCACGUUCAGAGACGCCAGACUGUCCAGGCUCCGUCAGGCUUACCUCCAUCAUCACGCCUCUCCAUGAAGCUCCUGAGUGAAUUAAUACCAUUAUUCUUAUCCCUGUUUUACAGAAGAGAAGUCAUAGCCUGUAAGCACUAAUUUCCUGGAGGCCACAGUUGAAUCUGCACAGUGUUACAUAAUUGUUUUGGGGGUUGUGAUGGUGGUGUUUCCUUGUUUAUUUGGUUCCCACUCUGUCACCCAAGUGGGAGUGCAUUAGUGUGAUCGUAGCUCACUGCAGCCUCAAAUUCCUGGGCUCAAGCAAUCCUCCUGCCUCAGCCUCCCAAGUAGCUAGGACUGCAAGAACGCUCUACCAUGCCUGGAUAAUUUUAAAAACUUUUUGUAGAGACAGACGGGUUCUCACUAUGUAACCCAGGCUGGUCUCAAACUCCUGGGCUCAAGUGAUCCUCCCACCUCGGCCUCCCAAAGUGCUGGGAUUACAGAUGUGAGUCAUCAUACCCAUAGUUGUUUAAAUUGAUGCAAAAGAUGGAGAAAAGUGUGUCUUGAAUCUAUUGAGUACAAACUGUGUACAUAAACAUUGGGGGGAGGGAUCUGAUUUUCUUCAGACAUUUCAGAAAUUGCAUUACAUUUAUCCAAAAAGCUUCUAAAAAUGAAAGACUACCAAAAAAAGCAAUGUAAUGUAAACCAUGGUUAUCUUGGGGACAAGUAAUCCCCAGAUAAGUGAUUUCCAAAUGUUUGUGUUUUUCUUACUUUCUAAAUGAAAGAUAAAGAAAAUAAACUUUAUUUUAAAAACCAAAAUAAUCCUAAUAGAAAAAUCCUGGUAGAACGUGGUUGUAGGAGGGUAUCUGUAAUAAGAGGAGUGGAAGAGGUGGGGUGUGGCUGUCUAUCAUUUCAGGACAUGGAGAGGGAAAUGGGGUCCCUGCCUCCCAAGGUGACAACAUUCAACUUCCAGUCCAUGGGAAAGACCCUGAAAUACUAAGGCUGGAGCCCCAGCAUCUCACAUAGGUUAUUUUGGGUGUUGGUGGGUUUUGCUGAGGUGAGUGUUUUCUGGUCAAUAAAGCCAAGUUAUUUUGGGCCACCAUAAUUGUGAGUUAGACAGGUGGUUUGUGUGUGAAACAUUUAAUUUGCUGGCUGAGUAGUCUGUUGACUUUGGAUAAGGGUAGAAACAGUUCUAUACAAGCUUCCCAAAAUGAUGGGCCCUGAUGCUGAUCUUAUCACUGUUACAACAGAUGCACAUUGCCAAGGCAGGCUGGACUAUGGGAGGGGAGCGCUAGGAAAAAUCAUGUUACUUUCAUUGCUUUUGUGCUUACCACUCUACUGUAUCUGAGUACCUUUUAGGUUUAGUAGUCCCUCCUUAUUCGUGGGGGGAUAUAUUUCAAGACCCUCCAUAGAUCCCUAAAACCUCAGCACUGAAUAUACAUACAUGUAUAUAUACAUCAUGUUUUUUUUCUAUGCAUACACACCUGUGAUGAAGUUUAAUAUCUACAUCAGGCACAGUGAGCAACGAUGACUAGUAAUGAAAUAGGACAGUUAUAACAAUAUGCCAACAUCCAUCCUCUUGCACUUCGGGACCAUUAUUAAGUACAGUAAGGGCCCCUGGACACCAGCUCUGUGCCACUGAGAGAGUCCAUCUGAGAACCAAGACCACUGCUAAGUGACUCACAGGCAGGUGAAGAGACGGUGUGGAUGCUUUGGACAAAGGGAGGAUUCCAUCUGUGACGGGACAGGACAGAAGGGCACAUUUCACCAGGCUCCUCAGAAGGACACAUGAUUUAAAACUGACCAAGUGUUUAUUUCUGGAAUUGUUCAUCCCAUAUCUCCAGAGCUUGGUUUGACCACAGGUAACAAACUGCAAAACCUCCAACAAGGAGAGACUGCCAUGAUGGUUUUUGCUGUGUGUGUCGGGAGAGCAUUGUAUGCAACCGUAGUUAUUAGUCAUUCGCUUUUCUUCACUCACUUGUAAUGGUAUGUUAGCAUUGUGCGAUUUCUAAAAUUACGCAGAAGAGAAUUCAUCUUGGAACAAGCCCCUAUUAGAAUAUCUUUUCAAUGUUAAAAGACAUGUUUUAUUCCUUUUAAAUAAUGACAGUUUAAAUUAGUCAUCUUCACAGUCUUUGCUAUUUAAUCUGGCCCUAACUUCAGGCAAUUGAUGCAAAUAAUUAAUAAGGCAAAAGUAACCCAAUUGGCCAGGAAACUGAUGGCCUGAGGUUGCAGAUGGAGGCACUGAAAUAGAAAUACCAGACAGGUGAUCUCUGGAGCCUCAGGCUUCAAUGCUGCCAUUGACGUGGGCUCAUUUCCCCUGGUGGCAUUACAGGCACCUCUCACUAGCCUUUGGACAGUGCUUUUGACACCUGGGACUUGGAGGCUCUUGGCUCCGCCAUUUUCUGCAGCAUCUCGGGGUCCCCUUUGCUGGCUUUCAGGCUGUGCCACCCCUGUCCUGCUCAGCUCUCCUCCCCCUGCUCUUCCUUAUGCCCCCCACUUCAUCAUCCAACCCUCAUAUUGUUUAUUUGCUCUUUGUUUUGGGCAUAGUUUACAAACAUUUGGAAUGUGUUGUAUUUUUGAAAGUGAUUUCCUCAUUCUAUCUUGCUGAAGCUAUUCUAUUACAGUUUCCACACGUAAUUAUUUCAGCUCUACUUCUGUCUGGAGGAAAAUGUCACUUGUAACUUUGUUGAGGGCAUUUUGGGACAAGUUCCCAUAAAACAGGAGACAUGUGAAGAGCACUGAAAUGGGAAAUGGAAUCUGCUAAUUUUAGAAAAAGGCAAAUAUUCCUGCCUUUUGAGAGCAGGCGCUGAAUGUGAAUUUUUAAAACGGGUUGUCCGUUAUCUCUAGCGCCUGUUGCUGGAGACGCAGCUGUCUUUGAACCAUGGCAGGGAAGAGGUUUCAGUAAGAUGACGGCAGAAAGCUACAUGGGGAGACAAAGCUUAAAUAUAGAUGGUUCUCCGCUGCAGUCCAGCCAGGGAAGAAAGCUGGCUGGCCAGGAACCCUGGGGGAGGUACAAAGAAACCCUCCCACACGGGGCCCAGGCCAGCCGGCAGCAGCAGGACCCGGGAACAUGCGCCCCUGGGCUCAUCCCAGUCCCAUUGAAUCAGAAACUCAUGGUAUGGGGCUGGGGACGGGGUCUGGACAGUUUCUGUUUUAACAAGCCCUUCAGGGUACUCUGACAUGGGCCAAGGGCAAGACCAUCAUCGUUCUCAGAGAACUUAGGAUGUUUAUGGCCAGCCAGGCAGCUAGGCCCAGCGCCUGUGAUAAUUUUAGCUGCCAUUACUGAGCAUUGACCCUGUGCCCUGCUAGCUCCUUCAGAAGUGCUGUCUUGUUUAAUCUUCACCAAGUCCUUAGAGAGAGGAAUUCAGCCUUGUGGAUGAGGACAUUAAGAGAUGAGUUUCACGCAGCCCUUGAGGGGCUGAGCACCAAGCUGGAAGGACACAUUAUUAGUGCAACAGAAAAGAGUGGCAGCAGUGUGGGCAUCAUGAGUCUCGGGAGGAUGCAUGCUGGGGCCCCUGGAGACACCAACUUCAUGGAGGAGGGAGGGCCUGAGCUGCCCUUGCCGGAAGAUGAGGACUUUCAAGAGGAAAGAGGACAUGUUCUGAGAACUCCAGCUAGAAAUGCGUGCAGUAGCCAACCUUGGGGUCAUAUCUGCAAGUCCUCUUCUCUCUGAAGUUGCUCCCUUAUCUCCUAAAAGGCACUCCCUCUCUCCCGGCUCCCCAUCUGUCCCCUCAACUCUCCCGGCUCCUCCAGGGAAGAAAAGUUUGGAUCCUGGAUAGCAGACAACCUUCUCCUCUGAAACGAGGAAGCCUGCGGAAAGGAAACGGAUGUUUUACAUUAAAAGCAAGUUCCGUUGUCUUAUAUUUCCAGCCAUAUCGUGAUUGAUAUGUCCCAAAAUCCCCUCUGCUACCAAGUGUCUUGAAAGGCUGGGUUUUCUGUGAUGGACAUCAUUGUAAAUGCAUAGCUGAGCUUUGUGUUACACAGAAAAUGAGAAGGAAAUCAUAUAACAGAAGCCUGAGGGAGAGCUGGGAUGCCGGGGGCUUCUGAGGAGGCCAGGGCUUGUCUUAGUCAUCUGGGGCCUCUCUUGGGGUUCUGAGCAGGCACAGGGCCCCUGGCCAAGUGGUAGAGGGGAACAGGGCCCUCAGCAGCUCCCAGUACAGGGAGAUGCCUUGGAGAAAAAACAUCAGAAAGUCACUCUUUCCAGGCCAGUUAGUCAGAAGAGAAAAAAAGUUACAAUAGCUUCAGUUAACCUGAAACAUGGCCAUCUCCCAACAAGCCCAGUGCCCGUACGAGGAAGGCCCAUGAAGAGUCUUGCGUCCUCAAGGAGCGUGCAGAGGCCUGGACAGCAAGACAGGAACCAUGGGGCUAACCCAGUGGAAAUAUCACAAACUCUGUAGAUUUUAUAGAUGGCAAAACUUAAGAAGCCAUGAAUAAGGAAAUAAAAGAACAGAACUGGCCCAGAAAGAAUUUUGUAAUCUAUGUGAAAAGAAAAAAAUGAAAAGUUUCCUUUUUAUGUGUUUUAUUUGUUUUGUGAGACAGAGUCUCACUCUGUGGCCCAGGCUGGAGUGCAGUGGCACAAUCCUGGCUCACUGCAACCUCUGCCUCCUGGGUUCAAGCGAUUCUCCUGCCUCAGUCUCCCAGGUAGCUGGGAUUACAGACAUGGGCCACCAUGCCCAGCUAAUGUUUGUAUUUUUAGUAGAGACGGGAUUUUACCAUGUUGGCCAGGCUGGUCUCGAACUCCUGACUUCAAGUGAUCUACCCACCUUGGCCUCCCAAAGUGCUGGGAUUACAGGUGUAAGCCACUGCGCCCAGCCCUUUCUAUGUUGUAAUUUUUCUUAAAAACACCUAAUAAAAUGUUGCAUUGCAGAGGAACAGUGACAAUUUUGUCUGUCACCACCAACAUCCACUUUUAGGUACAAGGGAAGGAGGAGCAGAGACACGAAGAUGAGAUGCUAAGAGUGGCUGGGCCCGGCCGAGGGACCCUGUGCCCUGUGGGGCUCUCAGUAGACACCUCUGGGGUCAGGCAAGGCAUAGGGACAGGCGCCUGGGAUGACUGACCUCACAGGGUGGCGUUACAGCACAGCUGGCCAUCUUCCCUGAGUCACAGAAAAUGGCCUGUAAUGUUGUCUGUUCUUCAGUAUCAAAGAGGUGAGGCUCAGAUAUCUGGAUUCUUAGCUUUUGUCAAAGAAUGCUCUUUUCUGUUACUGCACGCUAAGUGUUGAUUAUAUUGUCGAGAAUUGAUAUUGCACAGUGUGCCAGCUUGAGGAGGCCUUCCUGCCUGGGUGAGAUGCCCUGAACUCCAAGUGCCCUUUUGCACGGGCUCAGCCAGGGUCCCUGAGAGCAGCACAGGGCAGGGCACACAGCUUGCCCAGGAGAUGCCAUCUGCCUGUCAGGUGAGAAGAUGGCCUGACUCCUUUCCUCUCUUAUCCAUAGAGGUCUAUUUUAUUUCUUAUUUAAAUCACAGUGAAUUUCAAAGGGGAUUGGAGGCAGGUUUUUGUGUUUCCUUAUUCAAAUUAGAAAAGUCUAGAAAAAGGAAUAAUUUUUUAAAUUUAAUUUAGUUUGAUUUGUUCACUUUUUUAUUAUUAUACUUUCAGUUCUGGGGUCCAUGUGCAGAACGUGCAGGUUUGUUACCUGGGUAUGCAUGUGCUGUGCUGGUUUGCGGCACCCAUCACCCUGUCAUCUACAUUAGGUAUUUCUCCUAAUGCUAGCCCUCCCCUAACCCCCCACUGCCCUAACCCUAACCCCCAGGAAUAAUGUUAUUUUAAACGAUUGGAAAUAAAAAUAUAUUAAUGCUAGUUUUGAAACCCACAUUUUCCUUAAGUGGUUAGAAGUAAACACCAGGAGAGCUCAGAAAUGUAUGUGCUGGGAAGAGGGAGGGAGGAGGAAAUGCAGGUAAAGGCGGCCAUAAAGACACAGCGCAGUCCCGCCUUCUCGGGAAACAAGGCCAAAGCGAUCAGAGAGGAUGCCAUAUCAAACAGCACUCAUUUAUUUCAUAAUUUGGUCAUUUUUAUAUCAAAUUUACAUCCAGAGUGAUGGAUGAACAAGUGCAUUAUGGAAAGCUAAGUGAGAGUAGGCCACGUACUUUGUUCUCUAGACUUCUGAUAUUAAAAGGAUCGAAGUUGGAAGAAAGCAGCAAAGGGAGGGAUGCCAGCUUUCUUAGAUUGCCCAUCUCAGAUGGCAGCUCCCUCACCUUUCCUUCAUGCCAGACCCAAAGCGUAGUCAAUUUGAGAUUGAGUCCCUUGGCAACUUGGCAGGUCCCUGAACCUCAGUUUCUGAGGCACCGAUUAAAUAAAAUUCAGAUAUUUUAAUGGACCAGACAACCUGGAAACAGUUUCUAUUUUGACAAUGAAAACUAAGACACAAGCUUUGUUCUUGCCAACGGGCAUCACCAUCCACUGCCCUACACUUCCCUCAAAGGCGAGGCCCCAGAAAUGUGUGAAAAAGGACUGAAAGUUUCUUCCUCAAGAAAUGGUUUCAAGUAUGUUGAGAUUCCCAGAAAAAUGGAUCCAAGAUUUGUUCCAUAGAACAUGGAAGUGAAUCUUUUGGCUUAGAAGAGUCUAAAUGCAGAUAUACUCAGUAAGAUUCGUGUGGCACGUUGGUUAAAGAAUCUUCAUUUGACUCUUGCCCACCGUGUGGGUUUUUUGCGAGGUUUGAAUCAACUUGCCCUUUUAUUAAGCUGAGCAAAGUGUUUCUGCAGCACACAGCCUCGGGGAUAGGUGACGUAAUUUGUCAGUUGAGGCUUCUUUUAUAAUUUGUGAGUAGGAAUAGUGAUAUCCACGCUGCAGAGGACAUGUGGAUUAAAUAACCAUUUGAGCACUGCAGAAUGUCAAAGCCCAACUACCAUUAUGUGGUUUGCAAAUAUCAGUGUUGAGGUAUACUAUCUGAUAGUAAAUUAGCCACUAGUUUAAUAUUUUAGACUACUCUAGCCCAUGACAGUGCUAUAGAGAAGCAAUCCUGUUUAACUAUUUGCUUAAAAGAGAAAAAAGCACAUUAAAAUAAAAUGAAACUUCAGUUUCAAGGUGGCUGGACUGAUUUAAGCACCAUCGGCCAAAGCCAGCAUUGUGGCUGCAGAGAAGAACUGACCACCCUAUCCAAACGGAACCCUUGCACCGGAACGCAAGCGUCCAUCUCUGUCCCUGUGGAACUUCACAUAGUCCAGUCCUGGUUCGUGCACCACACCCAUGGCUGCUGUCGACAGGCUUUCUGAUCCAUAGUAAGGAAACAGCAAUACUUACAUGCGACAGAGAAAUUCACUCCAUACCGUUGCUGACACCCUCAUCCAAACACAGGAAAGACAGCCAAGCAUCAGUUCAUUUUGUUUUUAAUCAUGAAAGAGGGCAACAAAGUGAUCAGAGAAAUUUACCCCAAAGGGAGUAGAGUUAAAUUAGGAAAAUAGAACAGAAAUUUAAAAUAAACACUUUAAGUCGCUGCCUCAGAAAAAAAUCAGUAGAUUAUCACAUACGUAAAACAAAGCAGGCUAAUACUGAAAAAUAAAUAAGCAUCAAAAACGUCUUGGAAAUUGAAUACAUGUCUUUAGAAAUGUGCACAUGUAGACACAAUCAGGUAAAAUUUAGAAAACAGAGGAGCUGAGAAGACAAUCUUAAAGAAGGAUUUUCAUCUGAAUCUUCCUUUGGUUUAGCCACACUGACAGUCAAGGCUGAGAAUUAAAAGGAGCCAGCCUUCAGACACAGAGAGCUUCAAGCUUUCUGAGUUAGAUGAUACUCAAGUGUGUAAUUCAAAUAAUGGAAAAUAAAUCUAGGAAAGGGAAAGACAUAUAUGUACCUGUCAAAUUUAAUAGAAAAUAAAGGUUUCUAUAGUAGAAAUACCAUAACGUUACAUAGAUAUAUGUGCAAAAUCAAGAAAAUUUAGACAUUUAUUAGACAGGACUCCUCAGUUCUCAGAAACCGAAAUAAUGUCUUGACCAGUUAUGCAUAAUUGGGUUAUGUGGGGAUUUUUAGCUCACAAAACUGGCACUUCCAAGAGACCAAUCUUUAUUAUGGGCCUGGUUGCGUUCAGGAGCUGAAACAUUGCCUUAGAGCUGUGUUUCUCUCCAGUCCCUAGAUAAGUUCUUCCCUGUGUUGGUUAAAAUGGCAGACAUUUAUCCAAAAUUUACACCAAUCCAUUUAUUCCUGCCCAAUUGGACCAUCUUCCUGAAUAGCUCUAGUGGAAAGGUACUAAGAAGAACUUUGAUUGGUCCAGCAUGGGACACAUACUCAUCUUUGGAUUGUCCUAGGGGAAAUAGUUGGGGGGAUAUCAUACCCAGAUAUGAUAAAUUGGUUACCUGCAAAGAGGGAAGAAUUCAUUUAACACAAACAGGGUGAGAGCGGUGGGAAGAGAAAAACAGCAGCUGUUUCUCACAUGUUUUUAAAAGAACAGCAAUUGGAACGUAGCUCUGUCUUACAGUGGAGUAACUCGGAAUUUUCUCUGCCCAGGGACUCUAAUAGGCAUGUUAGGAUUCUAGGACUAGAAUUAUGAUUCAGAUGGCAAAGAAACAGGAGCUGGCUGAUACCAGGAAUGCAUCACUUGACUCUUAAGAGAAUCCUGGUCUAAUUUUAGAUCCAUAGUUUUCAAACCUUCAUUAUCUUGCCUUCUUGAAAAUAUAAAAAUGUGCAUAUAGCAGUGCUCUGGAGUCAGCUGGUGGUACUGUUACCUUCAUCAUGCAGUGUCAUUGAGGAGCCCAGGUCUAUGGGACUUUUGACAAGUGCAUUAAUAUAAAAUGUUAUUAAAAGGUGCCCAUCAAACUAAAGAGGCUGCAAUUUUCACAAGGAAUGAACAGGCAAACUUCACUUGGAGGAAAUUGUGCCUAUGGAAUCAAUUAGAGAAAAAGAGAGGAACAAAGUUUGGGGUGCCUACUCAGAGCAGAAUGUACACAAUGCUGGUGGCAAAGGGUAUCUCAAAGGCAAAUCCUAAACCCAGCCCCUCCAAACUGUGCCUCCUGAACAUUUGCACACCUGCGUGUGCCCACAGAGACACUGGGGAUUCUGACCACUCAACAGUGUUUGAUGUUUCCUGUGUAGCCUGGCAUUUCUCUGCUUUUUCCCAUCUUUGACCCACCGGUCCUUCUCUACCUCCCAAAAUCAUGCUCGUGUUAAGAUGCAGUUCAGUGGCCGCUUUCUUGUCUCCUCUAAUUGGAAUGAGCAACCCCAUUUCUGUAUUCCUGUGGUAUUGUCCAUGAGUCCCACCAUCUCAACUCUUAAAUUGACUGAAAUGUAUUUUGUAUGUCGGCAGGCUUAAACUGGGGUACAUGUUCUUCUUGGAGAACAGUUGGACUUUCCAAGGGAAUCCACUUCCAAUUGUUAUACCUCCAUAUGCAUUCUUUCUUGGAAUUCAGGUGUCUGAGAACUCACCUGUGACCAGCAUAAUUCCUAGUCUUUUUCCCCAAUGCCAAUUUUAUAGAUGCCCUUCUGCUCCCUCAUAAAAGACAGACAUAACCCUCACGCAUCAGGAAUGUCACUGGUGUGCACUUUCCUGAGAUAGGCAAACCUUAUUCCCGAUCCCAAACAAAAGAACAAAUGGAAAUAUUGGUAUAAGAUUCAGCAGAUAAAUAACUCUAAUGAGUUGGUGGCAAAUGUUUUUGAAUAUCAGGUGAUUUCCCAGUUUUUCUUUCCAGCCAAAUUGACAAAGGAUCUAAUUGAGUUGUCAGAUUUUAGAUCAUUAAGCAUAAUUUUUAUGACAGAUUAAUUGAUUUUUGACAUAUAUUAGAGGAAAAGUUUUAAAAACCUAAUGGAAUGAUGUAAACAUAAUAAAGUCCCUUAAUUUACCUUUAUAUAUGGCAAGCUUUGCCUAGUGCUUAUAUCUAUAAGAUGAAAAAUACGACUUGAAUUUAUGUCAAACCCAGCCUCAUGCUAGCAAUAAGUAAUCCAGUCAUUUUUAAGGAAUUAAUUGAAAAAGCCUCACUCAUUUAUGAAAUGCAUUUCCAAAUGAUAUUUCACCUUUUUGCUUACCAAAUGCCAAAGUUUCUAGAACAUUUAUGUAGAAAUGUUUGGGUUGGCUGUUUUCUAUUAAUUAGCACAAAUAUAGCUGUUUGAAGGAAUUCAACACAACUGCCUUAUGGUGAGGGGAAAUAAAAAUUACACUUUAACUUAUAUACAUAUAUUAUACAAAGACACUUGAUCAAUUUUAGAAAAUCUCAAGUAUAAAGUAAAUUUAAUUAGGAUGAGAUUCUGUUAGGCAGCGACACAGAAAUGAAGUUCGAGGAAGAAAAGACAUGCUCUAAAGCUCUGCCUGUUAAAGGAAGAGCUCGAUUCCCCAUUUUUACAUAGAGGGGGCUGGGCAUGAAAAUACUACGAUAUUCAUAUUUAUUUAUUUAUAUUUUUUAAAUGGCAAAACAUUUAUUUGUAAAGUAUUAAUAUUUACAACACAAUUAAAACAUACCUCUGUUGCAACCAACAGAACUUGUGAUGGAAAGUUCUAGAUGUCAAUGAAAAAUGGAAAGAGGUGCGUGAUGUUCAAAAUUAUUUGGAGGGAUAUGCACAAAAGAAUUUAUUUAUUUAUUCAUUCAUUCAUUCAUUCAUUUUUGAGAUGGAGUUGUGCUCUGUGGCCCAGGCUGGAGUGCAGUGGUGCGAUCUCAGCUCACUGCAGCCUCCACCUCCCAGGUUCAAGGGAUUCUCUGCCUCAGCCUCACAAGUAGCUGGGAUUACAGGUGUGCACCACCACACCUGGCUAAUUUUUAUAUUUUUAGUAGAGAUGGGGUUUCGCCAUGUUGGCCAGGCUGAUCGCGAGCUCCUCACCUCAAAUGAUCCACCCGCCUAGGCCUCCCAAAGUGCUGGGAUCAUAGGCAUGAGCCACCGCACCUGCCCCCCAAAAAUUGUUGAAAUGCUUUAUGUCAGUUUGUAUCGCUAGAUUAGAAGCACUUUACCUUAUUUUUCCCUUUCUUCCAAGCGCCUAGAAUGUAGAGAACAAAGCACAGGUUGAGAUGUGCAGCAUUGCUUGUUGGUUGUGAGUGGCCUGUGGGAUAGUGGGGUAGCUUUUCUUUCUUCAGAACAUUUUCUCUGGGCCAUAUAAAUUUGGUCAAACUGGCUCUUGAGAAAUCUUCUUUCUUAAUGAACCAUAAAACAGCAAUAUCAUAGGACAUGAGAUCUUUAAUUUGCACUUAAUAAAACAAUAAAAAUUAAUUCAUUCCAAAAUUAUUUGGAAGAUAUUUAUAUUUAGUGAUGAAAUUUUCUUUGCUGACUCUGUAAAACAAAAACUAGUACCAAGCUGAGAAUACUUGUGUUCAGCGUGAGGAACUAGUAGCCCUAAGUUAGCAUUUUCUUCUUUACACUUGAGCUGGAGAAUUUACCAAAGCUCAUUCAGAGAUAUGUAAUGGUAUCUGAACUGUGGGAUUAUAUAACGCAGGCAGAGGACAAUAGAAGGGUUAAUAUUCCUUGCUUAGGCUCUGUGGCUAUUCAUUUAGAAGAGAAUUAAAUCAUGAAUUUAUAUUAGGCUUCUGCUAAAGACAAAGUAAGUGUGUUUUUUCACAUUUGCAAAAAAUCCUACAGUAAUAUAACUUUUCACUUCAAAAAGGUUGUUCAUGACUUAAGAGAAUAGCAAAGUUCUUCCUCUUCCGGGGACGUUGUGUGCAGGCACUCAGAAUGGUCCAGCGUUUGACAUACCGACGUAGGCUUUCCUACAAUACCACCUCUAACAAAACUAGGCUGUUCCCGACCCCUGGUAAUAGAAUUGUUUACCUUUAUACCAAGAAGGUUGGGAAAGCACCAAAAUCAGCAUGUGGCGUGUGCCCAGGCAGGCUUCGAGGGGCUCGUGCUGUAAGACCUAAAGUUCUUAUGAGAUUGUCCAAAACAAACAAACAUGACAGCAGGGCCUAUGGUGGCUCUGUGUGUGCUAAAUGUGUUCGUGACACGAUCAAGCGUGCUUUCCUUAUCAAGGGGCAGAAAAUCGUUGAGAAAGUGUUGAAGGCGCAAGCACAGAGUCAGAAAGCUAAAUAAAAAAUGAAACUUUUUUGAGGAAUAAAAAUGAAAAGACUUGCUGAAA